AAACAUCAGCCUGUGAGGCAGCAGUGGCGCAAACAUCAGCCUGUGAGGCAGCUGUUCUUCACAGGCACCAAAGUCACUUGCACGACCAGCACCAGAGAUAUUAGAAAAGUAUCAAUGCCAGCACCCUCCUUAUUAGGUUUCCCAUGAUGCAAUGACUAUCUGUCAUGGCUGCACACUGAUGUCACUCACAGUACAUGGGUUGAAAUACACAAAUGUAUACCAUUGAGUUGAAAUAACCUACAUUACAGCAGUAAGGGUAUAUAUUGUCAAUUUACAAUUAUGCCGAUCCCGGUUGGAAACAGUAUUGACUUCAUUGUAAGACUGCUGCAAAUCACAUUUGGGGAUGUUGCGGGACGCUGAGAUUCCCGUGCUCCGGGGUUUUCUGAAACCAAGCGGCGAGGCAACUGAAUGGAAGCAGAAUGUUUUCAGCGCUGCAGAGGUGGGUCCUGUGCUGCAGUCCGUUUGAACGGGACUUUGAGGCGGUGCUGCUGAGUUCUCAGGUCCUGGACCUGCUAGGUGGAGGAGACCGCAGCGAUGGAGAUGCCAUUGAUGCCUACCUGAAGAGACGGGUCCUGGCCUACCUCGAUAACAGCACAGAGGAGGACAAGGCUGACGGGUAGAAACAAUAUCUGGGGAGAUUGCCCUGUUGGCCCAGGCGGUCGCCAGCCUUCACCUCUUUGUCAGAGUAACUGGACAGGUCCCCCUGUCACCAUCCAUGUCCCUGACCUGCUAACCCAGGCCCUGCUAUCCUCAUUCACUGAGGUGAGGAGAGAAGUUUCCUCCUGCGCCUGGUGGAGACACCUGAUUGGUGGACUUAAUCACAUAUUACAACAGACGAAGCUGCCAUUUCAGGCAUCACUUCGGGGGACAGGGCAGCAGAGCCACAACAUAUCCUUGAUCUUUUCCUCAACCUUAUGCCAGUCUUGGUCCCCUCUGUCAUAUCGCUCUACUUCCCAGCCUGGGGCCCUGACCUCAGCCCUGCUCGGCAGUCUUCUACUGGAUGGAGAGUCUGUGUAUAGACUGGUAUGGAACCCCUUCCUGCUGCUAGCCAGCGGCAAACUGGUCAACUGUACUAUCAAGCUGGACAGCCUUCAGUAAUGACGUGUGAGCCUCUGUUCUCUGAUGGAACCCACCAGAACUGUCCAUCCAGUUCCACCAUGAAUGUGGCUUCACCUCUCUGACCUACUAUGAGAACAACCCAGCCAAGGAGCACUUCCAACGGGCCAAGGAACUCUCCUCAUUGGCCUAGAGAUGAACAUGAUAGAACUUCCUUGCCCAGCUGAUCCUGGAUGUCAAGAGUAAGGAGGGUACCCCAGCUCCCGAGCUAGACGUUGAGCUGACCCUCUCCCCCACCCCACUGGCCUGCCUGCCCAAGCACUGAUUUCUAGAAGAACAACCCUAUCCAUAAGCUGACUGAAGAAGAGCUCCUGGCCUUCACCUCACUUUCUUGGUUAGUUUGGACCAUGGUAGUUUGGUGAUGUGGACACCAAAGAUCUUGAAGCUCCCACUACAGUCCCGUCGACGUAAAUGAGGACAGUGCAUCUAUCUCAGCCCAAGUUCUGGGCUGUGGUGACGGCGCUGUGUCUAAGGACCAGCUCUCGACGGGUGGAGGGGACCAUGAUGCAGAGGACAAUGAUGCAGACACAGACUAUAGUGGAUUGCUUUGAGAAGAGCUGUCCUGUGACUCAGCGUCUGAAACUCUUCUACUGCUGCCAGGCUCCUCCCAGGUGGGCUGUCCAGAAGCAGCUGGCCAACCUGCUGACAGACCUGGGCUGCACCAGCUCAGCCCUGCUAAUCUACGAGAAGCUGGAGCUGUGGGAGGAUGCUGUCAUCUGCCUGGAGAGGAUGGGCCAACAUGGCAAGGCAGAGGAGAUCCUGCGUAGGGAGCUGGAGAAGGAGUCCCCCAGUCUGUACUGCUUGCUGGGGGACGUGCUGCUGGACCACCAAUACUACAACCAGGCCUGGGAGCUGUCAAACCAUCGCAGCGCAUGCGCCAUGCGCUCCAAGGCCCUGCUAUACCUCCGGGCCAAGGACUUCUAACAGUGUGUGGAGUGCUUCAAGAAGUCACUCCGCAUCACCACUAUGCAGAACGCAGAGGCGUGGAACAACCUCUCCACGGCCUACAUCCGCCUGAGACAGAAGACCAAGGCGUUCCACAACCUGCAGGAUGCUCUGAAGUGUAACCACGAACACUGGCAGACCUGGGAGCACUUCAUCGCUGUCUGCACCGGCGUUGGAGAGUUUGCAGAGGCCAUCAAGGCCUACAACCGCCUCAUGGACCUGAGGGACAAAUUCAAGGAUGUACAGAUUCAAGAGUUCCUGGUGCAUGCGGUGGUGGAGGACAUGAUGGAUAACCAUGGCGACCAGGCCUCGUCCCUGCGGGCCAAGAUCCAGGAGCUCCUGUCCCGCCAUAGCAUCGACGCUGAGAUCUGGCGUCACUACGCCCUGCUGUAUGGAGACGGACAGAGCACCAGGCCUGGUGACGAGUUAGCGUUGCAUUUCCUGUCCAAGGCCCAUCGCUGUGAGGUGCAGGCCAGAGGCUUGGAGAAAAGGUCUGGGACCUUCAUGGAGGUUAUAAAGAGAGCCAUAGAUCUGGCCAACGUGACCCUCGGCUGUAGUAAGAAGAAGAGUAACCCCCAGGAGUCAUUGCAGAUGUUGUUCUCCAUUCAUCUCGCCACCAAAGCGAAGCCACUGCACGCAGAUGUCGCAACUGGCGACAUCCAUGGCGACCUGAGUGAUGAUGUCAAAGAGCUUGAGCAGCUUAUCACGGAGCUGCGCAGAGAAUCAGCAUGAAUGCCUCGCUAUAGACACACCUCGAAGGACUCUAAAGACCUCCUACAGCAAACUUGUCCCAGAGCAGACAUGGCUACAAGGGACGCUGUCAGGGGACCUGCACCCAUCACCCUCUUCCUUGCCAAGGGGACUUAACUGGAUACAUUUGUAUAUACAAAGUGUAAUUUUGUAUAGUUCCCCCUUGAGGUAUGUGCUAUUUGUUGUGUAAAGCAUGGUUGAGGAAUUGCUAGCUCAAUCAUGUUAUGAACUCUACGGAAUCUAAAGAAAUCACAAAAUGUGUACAACCAUACAUUGUACAAAGAUGAAGCUUUAUGAUCAUAGAACCACGCUUACCUUAUUGUUAGUAUGUACUAGUCAUAACCCACUCCCCCAGGCGCAGUGAGAGCUUUGCAGAUGAGAAAUGUAAGCAUGUGGGCCAAAUAUAAGAGCGAUGCAGACGCACAACAGGAGAGUGUGGACACACACACUCAUCACCGGGGAAGCAGCGGGCCAUGAAAGUGUCAUCUCGCCUCGCUCACACAGAACAGACUCCAUGGAAGAAGAACAGACUCUGCACAGCUAACUCAUCAUGCUCAGGGGCUACAGACAGAGAUCCUACACUCUUCUCCUCUUGGGUUUUCUCUCCGAAAGGAAAAUGACCUUGACAUUGCCUUUGUUUUAUCAUACUUAUUGUUUUAUUGAUAUUGUACAGGUUUUUUCUUUGCCUAUGCCUUUGUCAAGGACUGUCUCUGCCUUGCUUUGAAGUAAAGUCCCACAGUGUGGGUGACUGACAAAGGAGGAAAUGACUUUUAUACGAGUAGAUAUGUACAUGUGUUAUGUCACAGCUGUAGUCCUCUUUCAUGUUGUUAGUUUUUUGCGAUUUGGUGAUCAUUUCUGGAUUGGGAAGGAAGUGUGCGUCACCCUUAAGUAUACUGUAUGUUUGUUUACCUUCCAUCUUUUCCACAGUUUGUGAUCACACAACUUGUUUGCAUACCAAACCACUCGAUCAGAACCAGAUUUCUGGCCCAAAAUGUCAGUAAUUUAAUAAAAAUGUAAAAUAAUGGUCA
Messenger RNA from Oncorhynchus mykiss (rainbow trout), 3839 nucleotides. The record is from RefSeq and is a predicted model, not a curated record. NCBI's taxonomy places the organism in Eukaryota, Metazoa, Chordata, Actinopteri, Salmoniformes, Salmonidae.